Plasmodium cynomolgi strain B is the source of this 933-nucleotide messenger RNA. RefSeq names its product VIR-like CYIR protein. The transcript is spliced from 2 exons. The record is from RefSeq and is a predicted model, not a curated record. The coding region runs from base 1 to 933 and encodes 310 amino acids. NCBI's taxonomy places the organism in Eukaryota, Apicomplexa, Aconoidasida, Haemosporida, Plasmodiidae.
AUGUUUUUUUUAAUAAAUAAACUUAAUAUUGUGUUUUUACAUAAUAUAAAUAAAGAAUACCUAUGCAAAUAUAAUGUUGAAUUGAAAAGUACUGAUUUAUAUUAUUUUUAUCACAAUUAUUUUGACAUAGGAUGCGACAAUGUUGAUAAUUCUAUAUAUAGUUGUGAUGCCAUUAAUAGCGAUAAAUCUCUAGAUUCGUUUCCUCGUGAAUUUUAUAUAAAACUGGAGAGGAAUUUAAAGCUAAUACCCAAAUUAUCAGCUGAACCUCCUGAAGGAAAAAGUAAAGAUGAAAAUAAACUUUGUUUUUAUUUGAAAUACUGGUUUUAUGAUCAAUCAAUCACCAAAGAAAUUGAGAAUACUCAGAUAACUCAGCUUCUUAGUAUGUUGCAACAGAACAUAAGAGACAAAUGUUCUGAAUGUGCAUGUGAACUUGAUGUUAAAUCACUGUACGAUAUUAAUGGAUUAAAACAGUAUUAUGAUUAUUAUUUAUUUUUGGAGGCAUAUGGGAAUACAAGUCGCAUGAGUGAAGAAAUAUAUUCUAAGGAAUAUUGCAAAUAUAUUGGAGAUGCUAGGAUUUCAUAUUUAUUAAAUACAACGAUAUGUUCUGAGAAGAAUAGUGAAUAUUGUAAUGAGUUUAUUAAAUACAUAAUGCCAUAUGUUAAUAUAGAUGAGGUUUCCUCAAUUUCCUGCCAAGCAGAUGAUUCACUUGAUGAUGUAAUGGAUUAUAGUUUGUCUUCUACGAUGGGAUAUAAUUCAGAAAGUUAUCCUGUGAUUCCACCAUCAAAAGAAACUAGUCAGCCCAAGUCAAUUGGUCAAUCAAGUCCUAGUUCUGAAGACACUAAUGGAAAAACUUCAACCAUAACUUCAGUUUCUUCUGUGGGUAUAGGUUUUAUUCUAUUUCUCUUAUAUAAGGUUAAAGAACUAUUAUUUUAA